AUGGAUGGUAUUCUGCAAUAGGCUCUAAUGCGUUUCGAUAUAGCAGCUAAUGAUGGCAAAAUUAAUGCUGAGUAGGUGAUAAGCAUUCUGCAAAGUCUAAAUUAUAACCCUCAAGAUAUCACGAAAAUAGUGUCUCAGAUUACCUCCGAUAUUGGUAUUUGCAAUCAAUAUUUGAGAUGUUCAUUAAUUCAAAGAGUUGCUCACNGAGAAGCUGUAUGCCAUAUUUUGGAUGGGUGUAGGGAGUGCUUUUUUCUCCUUUAUGAUUUCGAAUUUGCAAGGAGUAGUAGGAGAUUCAGAGAAGUCAGCGAAGAAUAAGAUUAUGAGAUUAAAUGUGAUUCAGAAUAAAAUAAAGAUUCCAGAUUAUUGUAUUUAUAUAAUUUAUCAACUUAUUAAGUGUUUACAUUGAUAAAGAGACAACUCGAAUCCCAAUAAGUGGAGAAUUCUAGAUAAUAAAUAAUAUUGCAAACUAAGCCACUGAUCAAAUAGUUACCUACAUGUCUAAGAUCCUCUGUUUAAUUGUGUAUUUAUGCUCAUGUGAUUGAAAAAAUAAAAUUUUUAUAAGAUAAGGACAUUGAAUUGAUAAUGGAUGUGAUUCCUAAGAUAUCUCCUCUGAAUUGGGCCUAAGGUGAUAUCCUAUUUUCAACUGAUGAUUAUGCAGAAGAAGUGUAUUUUGUUUCAAUAGGAGAGAUUACUACUAGAGCUGCUGAUGGUUCUACGAUUUCUGUGUAUCGAGAAGGUGACACUUUGGGAUUACUGGAGGCCAUCUAUGAUGUAAGGAGGAUAGGAACUGCUAUUUGUAGUAAGAACACAUAACUCUUUAGUUUGGAUAGAACAACAUAUCUUUAAAUGUUGUAGGACUAUCCAUAACUACUGUCUGAAGUCAAGCAAUAGGUUGACAAAAGGAUUAAGGAAGUCAAGCCAUUUGUUGAGGAUGCAACUAUUCUUAAUAGAUCUAUCUAUGAAGUUAUGCAAGAUUAUUAGAGGAAGAUUAAUAAGAUUAAGAAGAUUAUUGAGUAACUACAAAAGUCAGAGGACAGUAAUGAUAUCAUUGACACUGAUAAAAAUCAAUUGCAAAUAUUUUUACAGAGCAAUCCUCAAUUAGCUGAUAUUAUGAAUCUUUAGAGAGAAUCUAAUUCUAGGGAAUCUGUGAUGUUUGAAAAUGCCAAAAGCAUGAACAAUUUAAUUGAUUAACUAGCAGAUUUGUGGCAGAAGCAAUUGAUCGAAAAAAUUGAUUAAAUGCACACUGAAACAACAUAUAUGAUUCAAGCAGUUUAGGAUAGAGUGGAGUAUUAUCAGAAAGCUACAAAGAAGUUUUCGAAUCUGAAAAAUGAUUUGACUAAGCAAAAGGAGAACAUUCAGAGCAUGACAAAGUUAUGA
Paramecium octaurelia is the source of this 1377-nucleotide messenger RNA. The record is from the annotation of a GenBank genome assembly. Lineage: Eukaryota; Ciliophora; Oligohymenophorea; Peniculida; Parameciidae.